Messenger RNA from Salvelinus fontinalis (brook trout), 2254 nucleotides. RefSeq names its product solute carrier family 2, facilitated glucose transporter member 4-like. Gene Ontology annotation, molecular function: hexose transmembrane transporter activity. NCBI's taxonomy places the organism in Eukaryota, Metazoa, Chordata, Actinopteri, Salmoniformes, Salmonidae. Gene Ontology annotation, cellular component: membrane. The transcript is spliced from 11 exons. The coding region runs from base 350 to 1867 and encodes 505 amino acids. Gene Ontology annotation, biological process: monosaccharide transmembrane transport. The record is from RefSeq and is a predicted model, not a curated record.
GCCCCUCGUCCCCUCCGCACCUUCUCUCCGUCGUUUGAAAAUAUCAAGAGAGUUGUGCGCCAGUGUACUGAUGUCAUUAUAUGCAAACUGGACCCAGACGCUCCACAAACUUCAAAGAGAGGACACGUAGAGUUACACAUUUAGAACUAUAGCCACCUCGUCGGUUUUCACUUUGGUUCCAGUUUUUGUCUUGGGUUUUACUUUUCCUUUCGACUUUUAAUACAAGUACCAGGUUUAUUGUCCUUAUUCCAAUUGAGUUUUUUUCACGUGGUGUCCAGUUGGGAUAGCGCGCGGGGGAGCGGGACACAACUGUCACCGACUGUAAUCUGUGUCUCGCGCUGUCAAAGACAUGCCGGCUGGGUUUCAGCAACUCGGAGGGGAGACGGUGACUAGAACCCUUGCUCUCUCAGUGUUCACCGCUGUAUUGGGUUCCUUUCAGUUUGGGUACAACAUAGGUGUCAUCAACGCUCCUCAGAAGAUCAUUGAAGCGGACUACAACGCUACAUGGGUGCAUCGGUAUGGAGAGCCUAUCCCCAGCAGUACCCUCACAACCCUCUGGUCCCUGUCCGUAGCCAUCUUCUCUAUAGGCGGCAUGAUCUCCUCCUUCUGUGUGGGCGUCAUCUCAGAGUGGCUGGGGAGGAGGAAAGCCAUGCUCAUUAACAACUUGUUUGCCUUCAUCGGAGGAGGUUUGAUGGGCAUGGCCAAGAUCAGCCGGUCCUUCGAGAUGAUGAUUCUGGGACGAUUCGUCAUCGGUGCAUACUGUGGAUUGGCAUCGGGGCUGGUGCCCAUGUAUGUAGGUGAGAUAGCCCCUACCAGUCUGCGAGGGGCAUUGGGCACGCUCCACCAGCUGGCUAUCGUCACAGGGAUUCUCAUAGCACAGGUCCUGGGUCUGGAGUCUUUGCUGGGCAGUGAGGAGUUGUGGCCAGUGCUGGUGGGUGUGACCGUUCUGCCCACUGUCCUACAGAUGGUGCUGCUGCCCUUUUGCCCCGAAAGCCCCCGCUUCCUCUACAUCAUCCGUUCCCAGGAGCACCACGCCAAGAGCGGCUUGAGGAGGCUGACGGGGAGACAGGAAGUGGGGGAUAUGCUGGCUGAGAUGAAGGAGGAGAAGAGGAGGAUGGACAUGGAGAGGAAGGUGUCCAUCGCAGAGCUCUUCCGCUCCCCCAUGUACCGGCAGCCCAUCAUCAUCGCCAUCCUACUGCAGCUCUCACAACAGCUGUCCGGGGUCAACGCUAUCUUCUACUACUCCACCAGUAUCUUCCAGAAGGCAGGGGUCCAGAGCCCUGUCUACGCCACUAUAGGAGCCGGUGUGGUCAACUGUGCUUUCACCGUGGUCUCGCUCUUCCUGGUUGAGAGGACGGGUCGCCGGACACUACACAUGCUGGGCCUGUCUGGAAUGUGCUGCUGCGCCAUUGUCAUGACAAUGGCUCUCGCCCUAUUGGACAGUGUUCCCUGGAUGAGCUACAUCAGCAUGCUGGCCAUCUUUGGCUUCGUGGCCUUCUUCGAGGUGGGCCCCGGCCCUAUCCCCUGGUUCUUUGUGGCUGAGCUCUUCUCCCAAGGCCCCAGGCCUGCUGCUAUGGCCGUGGCCGGAUUCGCCAAUUGGACAGCCAACUUCAUUAUCGGCUUUGGCUUCCAAUAUGUUGCUGAGCUUUGUGGGCCAUAUGUCUUCCUCAUCUUCGCCGCACUCCUGCUAUUCUUCCUCAUCUUCACUUUCUUCCGGGUGCCGGAAACGCGGGGGAAGACGUUCGACCAGAUCUCCAACACCUUCAGCAAACACUCGCCCGCCAUGAUAGAUAUGGACCUGGACAUGGAGCUGGGCAAACGCAGCACAGAGCUGGAUUACCUAGGGGAGGAGGGGAGCCUCAACUGAGGGGAUCCCAUACGGCAACUGGGGAAGGCAGGCAGAGGAGGCCAGACAGACUGUGGGGUGGUGGGCAGGGGGUAGAGGAAGAGAAAAUGGUACUGGGGUGGGCUUGGGCCUCAUUCCAAACAUCCUUUCACCAUUUAUCGAGUUGCGUCUAGGCAUAUCAAGUAGGGGAGGCGUUGGCGUGUGGGUCGAGGGAUAGGGAAUCUGUUUGGAAUGGGGGCCAUAGUUGAUGCAAUAGCUGCCACUGGGAAAUUACGCUAGAGUGAAAAAUAUUGGCAGAAUCAGGGGUUGCAGGAAAUGAUUCAAGGAAAAGGUUGCACAACAUUACAAAGCAUUGCACCAACUGAACAGACGCCAGAAAGGGUGAAAGGUCAAUAGGGUGGGUGAUUU